Molecule: messenger RNA, 4125 nt
Organism: Rotaria sp. Silwood1
Lineage: Eukaryota; Metazoa; Rotifera; Eurotatoria; Philodinida; Philodinidae
Source: the annotation of a GenBank genome assembly
AUGGUCAAUAAUAUGGCUAGUACGGGAAAUGAUUUUGCCCAACGUACACGUCUAUUGGAAGAGCGUAUUGUUGAUCCACGUUCAUCAAUUUCAAUAGAUAGUUUACUUGAUUCAAUUAUUGCUUUAAUUUAUGAUAGUGAAGGUCUUAAAAAGACAAAAAAUUUCGAUGGAUUUUAUGGAAAAUUUCAUGGAUCUACACGAGAAAUUCGUGAUAAACGUGUUAAUUUUGAUGAUUUUGAAAUAAUUAAAAUUAUUGGUCGAGGUGCUUUUGGUACAGUUGAUCUUGUACGACGAAAAGCAACUGGACAAGUUUAUGCUAUGAAAACAUUGAGUAAAUUUGAAAUGUUAAAACGAUCGGAUAGUGCUUUCUUUUGGGAAGAACGAAAUAUAAUGGCUUUUUCAAAUAGUGAUUGGAUUGUUAAACUUUAUUAUGCAUUUCAAGAUGCUAGAAAUCUGUAUAUGAUUAUGGAUUAUAUGCCAGGUGGUGAUUUAAUAACAUUACUUACACGAUAUGAAAUCAAUGAAAAUUCUGCACGUUUUUAUUGUGCUGAAGUUGUACUUGCACUUGAUGCUAUUCAUAGUAUGGGUUAUAUCCAUCGAGAUGUUAAACCAGAUAAUAUGUUACUUGAUGCUCGCGGACAUUUAAAAUUAGCAGAUUUUGGUACUUGUAUCAAAAUGGAAAAAGAUGGUCUUGUUCGUUCGGAUACUGCAGUUGGUACACCUGAUUAUAUAAGUCCUGAAAUAUUAAAAUCUCAAAGUACAACUGGUGUUUAUGGACCUGAAGUUGAUUGGUGGUCUGUUGGUGUAUUUCUUUAUGAAAUGUUACUUGGUGAAACACCAUUUUAUGCUGAAUCAUUAGUUGGAACAUAUCAUAAAAUAAUGAAUCAUCGAGAUAAUCUUGUCUUUCCAGAUGAAAUCCCUUUAUCUACAGAUGCUCGUGCACUUAUUUGUGCAUUUCUUAGUGAUCGAUCAACACGUUUAGGUAAAAGUGGUGUUGGAGAAAUAAAAGCUCAUGCAUUUUUUAUAAAUCAAAAUGAAUGGACAUGGGAAACAAUACGAAAAGCUUCAGUUCCUAUUGUUCCACCAUUAACAAAUGAUGAAGAUACAAGUAAUUUUGAAGAAAUUGAAAAAUGUGAUGGUCCAUCUGAAGAAUCAUUUUCUGUUAGUAAAACAUUCGUUGGAAAUCAACUUUCAUUUGUUGGUUUUUCAUUUUCUAAUGAAGCACAACCAUUUCUUGAUCGUCGUUCAACAACAAAUUUCAAUAAUUUUAGUAAUUCUGAAUUAGAACAACGUUUACAAGAAAGUGAACGAAUUAAAAAUGAAUUAGAAAUUCGAAUGAGACGUUUACAUGAAGAUUUAAAUGCUAAAUGUCAAGAUGAAAAAAUUUUAAAUAGUAAAUUAUAUGAACUUGAAAGAAAAAAUGUUGUAUUAGCAACAGAAAAUAAAGAAGCUCAACGAAAAUAUGAACUUGAAUUAGAAAAUCGUCGAACAUUUGAACGUAAUUUAGAUGAAGUUCAACGUUUACUUGAUAAUGAACGACAAGUUAAAAAUCAAAUGGGUGUAACAAAUCGAGAAUGGACAGAUAAAUUAAUUAGUCUUGAACGACAAUUAAAUGAAACAAAUGAAAAACUUAAAAUUGAACUUGAUAGUAAUAUACGUUUAAAAAAACAACAUCAAGAUAUACAAAAAAAUUGUACACAACUUGAACGUUCAUAUAAUGAUAUACAUGAAAAAUAUCAAGAAUUAAUUGCAAUUAAACUUAAAUUUGAAAAAGAUAUUAUUAAUCAACAAGCUAAUUUUGAACAAGAAAAAACUGCUAAAUAUAUGGCAUUAGAUAAAAUUCAAGAACUUGAAGAAAAAUGUAAUACAAUGACAAUUGAAUUAUCAAAAUAUAAAGAACGUGAUCUAUUACAAAUAAAUGAACUUGCUGAUUUACGUCAAUCAAGUGUUUUCCUAGAACGAGAAAAAGUUAAUCUUCAAGUUGAAAUUGAUUCAUUACGUUCAAAAUUAAUUGAAGAAGAACUACGACAACAAAAAUUACAAGAACAAUUUCUUGUUGAAAAACUUAAACGUGCUGGAACACUAAAUUCAACUGAUGCUGAUAUUAAACAUGAUAGUCAAGAAAUUAUUAAAGAUCUUGAAAGAAAAUUAGAUGCUGAACGUUUAUCAUUAAAACGUUCAAAUGAUGAAUUAAUUCAAACACAAAAAAAAGUUCGUAUAUUAGAAAUGGAUUUAAAACAAAUAACAACAAAUUAUAAUCAUUUAAUACAUGAUCAUGAAUUAUCAAAACAAUCAAAUGAACAAAUUAUUGAACAAAUGGAAUUUGAUCAUCAACGUCGUACACAAUAUGAUAAAGAUUUAAAACAAUUACAACAACAAUUUGAUAAUUCAUUAAAUAAAGAAAAACAAAUGUUAAAUGAAUUAAAUCAAAUACGUAAAGAAAAUGAACGUUUAAAUAAAGAAUUACGUAUAAUUAAUAAUGAAUAUGAAAAUAUUAAAACAAAAAUUAUUGAUUAUGAAGAACAAGUUGAAGUUGAAAGUAAAUUUUCUAUUCUUUAUCGAACACAAAUGAAUGAAUUAAAAGAUGAAAUUAAUGAAUUAACUGAUAAAUUACGUCAAACAACAAAUGAACAAAAAAAUCUUGAAGAAGAAAGAGAUAAUCUUUCUAAACAACUUGAAAUAGCAAAUGUUAAAUUAAAAACUGAAAGUUUAAAUUUAAAUCUAUUACAAGAACAGUGUGCUGAAUUAGACAAAGAAAAAAAUAUUAUGAUUAUUGAAGUUGAAGCUUUACAUACUGAUUUUAAUGGUCGACUUGCUUUAUUAGAUUCAGAAAUUAAUACGUUUCGAGAUCGAUAUGAAAAAUGUCAAUAUGAUCUUGAACAAGCGAUAAAAGAUCGUGAAGCUAUGUCAAAUAAAUUUAAACCUAUGCUUGAUCAAAUGCAUGAACUAGAACGACAAGUAACUGAAUUACGUAAAAAAGCUGAUGAUGAACGUGCAAAAAAAGAAGCAGCAGUAAAAAAACUUCAAGAAAUAGUUACAAAUCCAAUACAAAAUAAUCCAUUUUUAUCUCGACCAACUGGUAGUAGUCGAAGACAUGAUCGUGAUAGAAAUGAUCGUAAUAUUGCACGACGUCUUGAACAAGCCUUAGAAGUUGAACGUACAAAAUAUAAAAAAUUACAAACUGAAAAAGAUGAAGAAUUAUCAACAUUAUCUGAAGAUAUAAAUAAAUUAAAACGUGAAUUAGAAACACGACGAGAUGAAAUUGAAAAAUAUAAACGAAUACUUGAAACACGUGGAUCAAUUGAUAAUAUUUCAUUAACAAGUGAUGAUUUAGAUGAUGAUCGAGAUCGUUUGGAAAGUUGGGUACAAAUUCCAACACGAAAUAUUCGACGUGGUGGUUGGAAACGACAAUAUGCUGUUAUUGCUAAAAAUAAAUUAUUAUUAUAUAAUUCUGAAAAAGAUCAAUUAGCAGCUAUUUCAAUUGAUGUUGAUAAACUUUAUCAUGUUCGUGCUGUUACACAAGGUGAUGUUCUUCGUGUUGAUCCAAAUAUGAUACCGAAAAUAUUUCAAGUGUUAUAUGAUAGUGAAGGUCAAACAAUGUUAAAUAAUUCAACAACAACAAUGUCAAAUUCAAUGAUUCAUUCACAAGAACAAGAUCGUCAUAGUGGAGAAACCAUUGAAUACAAAGGUCAUAGUUUUGUUGUUGUUGCUUACCGUAUGCCAACACAAUGUGAAACAUGUAAUCGUCCAUGUUAUAAUGUUUUUUCUCCUCCACCAUGUCUUGAAUGUACACGAUGUCAUGUUCGUUGUCAUAAACAACAUUAUGAUGAUAGAGAAGAAUUUAUGUUACCAUGUCGAGUUAAUGAUAAAUUAUCAGUUAAAGAAUUAUUAGUAAUGUGUGCAAGUGAAAAUGAACAAAAACAAUGGAUUACUAAAUUAAGUAAAAAAAUACCAAAACGUGGAAUUAUAUCUCAACAUGAUCAUACACCUUCAUCAAGAACAAGUACGACAUCAUUUCGUUCACCAAAUACGAGUAUUAGUUCAUCAGCUUCCAAUCUAUUUGGUAAUAAUGCUGGUCAAACACCAAAACAAAAAUCAUCAACACUUCCGGCUCGUGCUAAAUAA